CUUUUUCAGAAAGUUAUAAGUUAUUUUAUCUGAAAAAAACUAAGAGAACGACACCUGAAGAAUCUCGUUUGCUCUUUCGGAAACUUUUACUGUUCCAGGCACUUCUUAGAGGCGCUUUGACUCAACAGAGCGCUGUUAUCCUCGUCUGCAUGGCAAUCGACCGUUACGUUUGCAUGCUACAUCCUCAUCGCUAUCACAAGCACUCUUCUAAAAGGUAUUACAUGCGGCAGGGUUGCGUGGCAGUGAUGUCGACCACCUGGAUAGCAAGUGUGGCGAUCUUUGGAGUUCUCGUGCUCCCCAGAGGCGGUUACUACUUCAACGGGUCCGGCCUUCUCGCCUGCGAUCCCUUCUUCGCUAGAGCGUCCCUUAGAAUCCUGGCGUGUUGCUGUUUUUAUUUUCCGACGACGAUGGUGCUGAUGUACUGCUACGGCUCGGCUUUUCACGUUAACAAACUACGCUUGAAAAGAGUAGUUUGCGUUAACACGCCGGAGGUUGUUAGCGGCGGCCAUAUAGAAAGGCUUGUCGCCCACGAGAGACGAUUGUCGACUUCGGCCUCGCGAACAAUGGCUGCAAUGAGUUUAGGUUUUAUCGUCAUGGUCACACCGUGGACAAUUCAGGAAGUCGUUGUAGCCUGCACCGGAAGCAAGCCGCCGCCGUUUCUCGACUUCUUGGCCACGUGGCUGGCUCUCUCCAAUAGCUUUUGGAAUCCUUUCCUCUACUGGCUGCUCAACAAUCAUUUCCGCCGAAUUUCGCGGGAGCUUCUUUACACAAAGAUUCUGUGCAGAUCUAAGCCGUUAGGAACGAAGCAACAUUGCUGUGCGACCAGCACCGGUGGCUUGGAUGUUUGCAGCAUCGCCGGUGUCGACCUAUCAGACCGUGGAUUUUUCUUUUCAGGUUUGGAGCGUUGCUCAAUGGAACGAUGCUCAAUGGCGCGUUGUUCCACGUUAUCAUUAGCGAAUACGCCGCCACCGCUCCCUUGGGAGACCGGACACAUGGCACAUGACGAUGCAGCAUCCACGUGAGGCAAAGAUGCCGCCACGCAGACGGAGGAUUACGGAUCUCCGGACGACGCCAGUUAGUACAGCGUGGCGGCAAGCCGGCGGUACCCGACUCUGCUUCAACAGUUCCGGGCACAAUAUCCAUCGUCUGUAUACCUACAUCCAAGGGGCGAUGCUGCACCCUCGCUGGCACGAGGGAGAAUUUCGUACGUCGCGACGAUCGGACCGGGCCAGUAUCAUCGACACGGUCAACGGCAUCAUUUCGAGCACGCGCGCUUCAGGAGCCUGCCAGAUCUUGUUCGGGAUUUAGAAUCGCGGUGAAACACUAAUUGCAAAUCACAUUAUCGUAUCAGGGUACUACUGCACCGUUGUCGCGGUCGCAUAAGAAGGCUUGAUCACUCCGCGCUCUCAUCAGCCUGUUAUAAUUACGAAAUCCACGCUUCCGAGACACGAGUAUAUAUGUGAAGCCAUGUGUCGACACACACAGCGAUUAGUUUUCGUUGUGCCAAGAUCGAUUACGGGAAUAAAUUAUGGCACCGACGGGGAUACUAAUCGUACUGCUCUCGACGAUGUACAUGGAGAUGUUUAAUCACGGCGUAGCACUCUGCGAGUGUUAACGUCAUUCCGCGCCCGCAUUUACCUCGUUCUCUACAAUUCAUUAUUAACGCAUGAACGUUCAUAGCACAAACGGUGUGCUCAAGCGUAUAAUUAAUUUUCUUUCUAACGAUUAACUUUUUUUCUACGAAUUUUCAGAAUAUACAAAAGGGUUAUUUGAAGGUACAGAUCCUAAAUCUACAGUAUUCCUUUCAGCAGUUUUUCAUCAAUUUAGAACUGAAUCUGUUUCUGAAAGAAAUUUUAUUCUAUUUAAACGUCUUACGACGUAACAGGGCUUGCGAUACAGUCACGAACUAUAAAUGACGUAAAAUGUCGAAUAGAUAAAAUAAAAUUCAUGAAAAAGAAA
Molecule: messenger RNA, 1959 nt
Organism: Nylanderia fulva
Lineage: Eukaryota; Metazoa; Arthropoda; Insecta; Hymenoptera; Formicidae
Source: RefSeq, a predicted model, not a curated record